Messenger RNA from Danaus chrysippus (African queen), 258 nucleotides. Lineage: Eukaryota; Metazoa; Arthropoda; Insecta; Lepidoptera; Nymphalidae. The record is from the annotation of a GenBank genome assembly.
AUGUGCGUGUUUGGAGUGUCAUUGAUGCAUUUCGGUAUGGGGCCGGGGGGAUGGAGGCAGGCAGGCCGGACAAGUAUUACCGAACGCACUAACCGUCAGAUCAGUCGCCAGUGUGCGUUCGGAAGCCCUACCGUGCGGGUGUACGUCGCGCUCCUACAACUUACACGCGAAACUCGAUAUCUUAAACUAAAAAUCGUAUUAUUUGUUGUGAAUUUAAGGUUUGUUGUAGUGCUUCGAUUGCUUACUCUUGAUGAGUAA